Messenger RNA from Dendrobium catenatum, 582 nucleotides. Its product is annotated as probable pre-mRNA-splicing factor ATP-dependent RNA helicase DEAH4. The record is from RefSeq and is a predicted model, not a curated record. The transcript is spliced from 4 exons. Bases 85 to 567 code for a protein of 160 amino acids. Lineage: Eukaryota; Viridiplantae; Streptophyta; Magnoliopsida; Asparagales; Orchidaceae.
CUUCCUCUUGAGCCUUCAUUGUCAAGGACUUUAAUUGAGGCAAAUGAAUUAGGAUGUUUGUCUCAAGCAUUAACUGUUGUUGCAAUGCUGUCAGCUGAAAUCACACACUGUCCUAUUCAGAGGAACACCAAGGAUAAGAAGAGAAAACAAGUUUUACAGCUUCCUGAUGGUUCUUACUGGGGUGAUCCCAUACUAUUACUUCAAAUAUAUGAAAGUUGGGAUCGAUCUGAUUAUGAUCCAGAUUGGUGCAUUGAACAGAACUUGCAGGUACGUAACAUGAAGUUUGCCAAGGAUGUUAGGAAGCAAUUAUCUCUGAUAAUGAAGAAGAUAUCUAAAGGUACCGUGGAUAUACAAUCAAGUUUGAGGCAUAAAAUAGUUGAGCAAGACUACCGAGGUUUGCGGAGAGCCUUGUGCAGGGGUUAUGGAAACCAGCUUGCAGAAAGAAUGCUUCAUCACAAUGGCUUCCGAACACUUGGUUACAGGUCACAGCUUGUUCAGGUAUCUACCACCACUAAAGCAGAUGGAAUUUGCCAUUCAUGCCUACGCAGACUUGAAUAUUUAUUUUAAUAUAUUCUGUAAAAA